AUGAAAUCAAUAAUUGCCAAUGAUAACGACGACGCACUUAUUUCUUUAGCAUCAAAUGAUAUAAUCAUAGAUUCAAAUGGCGAAAAGUUUGACAAACAACAAAUUUUUAUCCUAUGCUGCCAAUAUUCUGCAUGUCGAUGUUUUAAUGCAUUAUAUAUGCAGCAUUCCUUCCAAGAUGUUGAUCAAGAUGCACUAGUUAUUGCAGCAUCUACCUACGGAUCGGUUGAAAUCCUUGAAAUGCUUCAUAAUUUAAAUGUUAAUCUUAAUUCUGCUUUCGAUGCUUCUAUUAUUUCAGGGAAAUAUGAUGUAUUGAUUUAUUUGUACAAUUCUGUUUACGAUGAUAUUGCUUCAAAUCUGAGCAAUAAAGAAAAUUUGAUUCAUUCCGUGAAAGGUGGAAAUCUUGAUUGCGUGAAGUUCUUGAUUGAAAUGAUUAAUGAUCAAGAAAAAUUAUAUGAUAUAAAUUAUGUCAAUCAUGAUGGAGAUUCUGCUCUUUCAGUGGCUAUUGACAAGAAUCGGCCUGAUAUCGUUGAUUAUCUUAUUCGAAAAGGGGCUUCCCUAAAGACAGAAAAUAAUAUAAUAGAAAAAGCUAUAAUGACUAAUAAUAUUAAUGUUUUAGGUCAAUUUUUGAAGAGUCCCGAGUUUGACCCAAAAUCACAUGUUGAAUUUGCCAUCACUAAUAAGAUGGAACAAUCGACUGCACUUUUAUUAAUGUACUCAAAACGGUUGUCUACUCCUCAAUUAGUUCAUUUCUUGUUUAUCGCAGUUCAAAAUAAUUUAUUAAAUAUUACCAAAAUCUUGCUACAAAACGGAAUACCUGGAAAUGCUACUAAUGAUAAUAAAGAAACUAUCUUGCAUAUUGCAGCUUCACAAGGAAACUCGAAUAUGAUUAACUUGAUAUUGAACUUUGGAAGGAAUAUUAAUGUUAAUGCAUUAGAUAUUAAAAGAAGGACACCAAUUCAAAGGGCAAUAUCUUCUGGUCAUCCUGAAUGCGUUAAAUUGAUAAUAGGAAAAACUGAUGUCUAA
Molecule: messenger RNA, 1023 nt
Organism: Trichomonas vaginalis G3
Lineage: Eukaryota; Parabasalia; Trichomonadida; Trichomonadidae
Product: spectrin binding
Exons: 1
Coding region: 1-1023 (340 amino acids)
Molecular function (GO): protein binding
Source: RefSeq, a predicted model, not a curated record